Messenger RNA from Myotis lucifugus (little brown bat), 1446 nucleotides. RefSeq names its product periaxin-like. Lineage: Eukaryota; Metazoa; Chordata; Mammalia; Chiroptera; Vespertilionidae. The transcript is spliced from 6 exons. The record is from RefSeq and is a predicted model, not a curated record. Gene Ontology annotation, biological process: peripheral nervous system myelin maintenance; regulation of RNA splicing. Gene Ontology annotation, molecular function: protein binding. Bases 297 to 740 code for a protein of 147 amino acids. Gene Ontology annotation, cellular component: cytoplasm; nucleus.
GUGCUGGGGCUGAGCAGACGAGGGACAGGAGCUGCUCUGGAGGUGUCUGGAGGCCCAGUGAGCCCCGGACCCGGGAAGCCCAAGGAGGUGACGCUGAGGCAGCAAGACCUCAGAGAGAGGGUGCGAGUGCCACAGACGACUGUGCAGCACGCCAGGCUAGGCUCCUGUUAGGAGGGGGUGCCUGUGCCCAGGCGGCGGCUCAGAGGCAGCUGCUCCAUGCAGAACUGAAGCUGGUCCUGCAGAAGAAGGGAGAGAGGAAGCAGGAGCCUGGGGCCCAGGUGACUCCUAGCAGCGCCAUGGAGGUCAGGAGCCGGAGUGCUGAGGAGCUGAGGCGGGCGGAGUUGGUGGAAAUCAUCGUGGAGACGGAGGCGCAGACGGGAGUCAGCGGCAUCAACGUAGCGGGCGGCGGGAAGGAAGGAAUCUACAUCCGCGAGCUGCGCGAGGACUCGCCGGCAGCCAGAAGCCUGAGCCUGCAGGAAGGGGACCAGCUGCUGAGCGCCCGCGUGUUCUUUGAGAACUUCAAGUACGAGGACGCACUACGCCUGCUGCAAUGUGCCGAGCCUUACAAGGUCUCCUUCUGCUUGAAGCGCACUGUGCCCACCGGGGACCUGGCGUUGCGGCCUGGGACCGUGUCUGGCUACGAGAUCAAGGGCCCACGGGCCAAGGUGGCCAAGCUGGUACGCGUGCUUAGCCCGGCCCCAGCGCUGGACUGUCCCGGCGAUCUCGUCUCUGCGCCAUGAACCCUACUCCCUUACACCGCGGGCCAGCCUGGCCCUCUGUCUUGUCACUAACCCAACGCUAAUCCCACCCUUUGCCUCCAGUUCUGUGACCCUAAACUCCUCCCUGGGUGGGGGACCCACCCAGACCAGGGCCCUCACCCACUUUGGAGAGGUGUCCUCACUCUCAGCUCCAGGCUUGCGAGGGGUCCUGCACCAGGGGUUUCCAAAUCAGGAUUCCAGGUUUCAGCCUGACUGCUCCUCACUUACUGCUGAGUGACCCUGGACAAGUUUCUUUUCUUCCGUAGGCCUCAGUUUCCCCAUCUCUAGAAUGAGGGUAUUGAGGAAAAUCCUGAUUGAGGACCUAGAAGUCUUGGGUCCCAGUUUCUACAUUCCUGUUGACUCACUGUAAGAUUCUAAAUGAAUAUCUUCGCCUUCAAGGGCAGUAUGAUGAAAUGACAGGCAGGAAGUGGGGAUGGUGUUUUGGGGACAAAAUGCUGACUCCAUCACAUCCCCAGCCUGGUACAAUACCAGGUGGGGCUCCCCCUGUCCACCUUAGGCCUCACUGUCCCACUGCCUCCCGCCUCUCUCCUCUCUCCCCAGAACAUCCAGAGUCUGUCCCCUGUGAAGAAGAAGAAGAUGGUGGUGCCUGGGGCCCUUGGGGUCCCUGCAGAUCUGGCCCCCGUUGACGUCGAAUUCUCCUUCCCCAAGUUCUCCCGUCUGCGUCGGG